Molecule: messenger RNA, 216 nt
Organism: Gongylonema pulchrum
Lineage: Eukaryota; Metazoa; Nematoda; Chromadorea; Rhabditida; Gongylonematidae
Source: the annotation of a GenBank genome assembly
AUGGAAUACAGGUUCUGGUUGGCAAAGCAUUUGCAAUUCGAUUACGACGAUGACAAAAGUUUCAUUUUUGUUGUCGGCGCGGUGCCCUCGGGGCACAUGCCGAUUGAAAAGAUGGCAGCGAAGUGGCACCGCAAAUACGUUUGUGCUUGUUGCAUUCUGGAUGAAUACGUCUCCUUCGCUGAAGCCUCCUGCUGGUCCGAAAUGCAGCACGUGUGA